Molecule: messenger RNA, 2059 nt
Organism: Humulus lupulus (European hop)
Lineage: Eukaryota; Viridiplantae; Streptophyta; Magnoliopsida; Rosales; Cannabaceae
Product: probable WRKY transcription factor 26
Exons: 5
Coding region: 91-1761 (556 amino acids)
Biological process (GO): regulation of DNA-templated transcription
Molecular function (GO): sequence-specific DNA binding; DNA-binding transcription factor activity
Source: RefSeq, a predicted model, not a curated record
AUUAUUAUAAAAAGAAGAAGAAACAAUUGAAUACUUACUCUAUAAAUACUCAGCUCCCUCCAAUUUAUCUUCCUCAAAAACCAAAAUCCCAUGACUUUUUCUUUCACUGACCUUCUUGCCAAUCACAACUUUAACAUGGAUACUAAUAAUAAUAUUGGCCAAGAAAACUCUAGCUUGACCUGGGGUCUCUCAGACCAGAAUGGUAAUGAUUUUCCAAGGUUCAAAACCCUUCAACCUUCUUCUCUUCCUCCUCCUAAUCCUUUGUCUCCUUCUUCUUAUUUGGCCACAACUUCUGGGUUUAGCCCAACUGGUUUUCUUAACUCCCCUAUGUUUCUCUCUUCUUCUAAUGCUCUUCCAUCUCCAACAACUGGAGCUUUUGCUGGUCAAACCUUUGACUGGAGGAGUAAUUCUAAGGAUAAGCAGCAACAAAUGGAAGAAGAAGAGAAAUUUUUCUCUGAUUUCUCAUUCCAACCCAGAACAGGCCCUGUUUCGAUGGAAAAGUCAAUGGAGAGGCCACCACAACAACCACAUGAACAAGCAUGGCAAUUCGAUUUCAACAAAUCCACAAAGCAAUCAACUUUCCCAAUAGAAAAAAAAGAAGUGAAAACUGAGUACCCAUCAUCAAAACCAAUCUUUGUUCCCUCAGAAAUGAACAUUCCACAAACCCAUUAUGCUCAGCCUUCUCAAUACGUGAGAGAACAAAAAUCAGAAGAUGGUUAUAACUGGAGGAAGUACGGACAAAAACAAGUGAAAGGGAGUGAAAAUCCAAGGAGUUAUUACAAGUGUACUAGUGCCAAUUGCCUCAUGAAAAAGAAAGUUGAGAGAUCUUUAGAUGGACAGAUUACUGAGAUAGUUUAUAGAGGGAAUCACAACCAUCCGAAGCCUCAGUCUACUAGAAGAUCAUCUUCUCACGCCAUUAAUCAUCAAACAACUUCAUACCCCACCAACUCAGGAGCUGUUUCUGACCACUCGGGGACCUUUUCUAACGCAGCAGUACAUGAGGAUUGUUCCUCAGGCUCCAUUGGAGAAGAGGGUUUUGAUCGAAAUUCGCCUACAUUUAACUCAGUAGGAGAUAACGAUGACAAUGAACCUGAAGCUAAGAGAUUGAAAGGAGAGAAUGCAAAUGAGGUGUUUUCAGCUUCUGGGAACAGAACUGUCAAAGAGCCUAGAGUUGUGGUUCAAACGACAAGUGAAAUUGAUAUAUUGGAUGAUGGCUAUAGGUGGAGAAAAUAUGGUCAAAAAGUAGUAAAAGGAAAUCCAAACCCAAGGAGCUAUUACAAGUGCACCUCACCUAAUUGUCCAGUGAGGAAACACGUGGAGCGAGCAUCCCACGACACGAGGGCUGUGAUCACCACAUACGAAGGGAAACACAACCAUGAUGUCCCUGCAGCCCGAGGCAGCAGCAGCUAUGCCAUGAACAGGCCCGCACCCAAUAACAACUCCUCAAACGACGUCGUAACAACAUUGCCACACAGGCCAUUGCCUUUGGCCAAUAACAACACUACUAACCACUCAAACUACUCAACCUCUCUUCUCAACGCAAGACUACCAAACUCAGUAGUAAACCAACCUCCAUACACCCUGCAAAUGCUGCAACAUGGCUCAGGGAGUCUUGGACUUUCGGGCGGGUUUGGGAAACCAGCCGCAGGGGUGUACGCGUCGCGGUCUGAGCCCCAAGACUUGUUCUUUCAGAGUAAGGAAGAAAGGAACAUCAAAGAGCAAAAGGAUGAUACAGCAUUCUUUGAAUCGUUUUUAGCUUAGAAUGAAUUGUAGUCACAGGUGACACGCUUGAUCACAUUUAGGGUACACAUCAAAAAAGAAGAAAAUUACAUGGGAGUUUCGAUAUGUAUAGUUUUAUAGGCAGUGUUGUUGUAUUGAUAUAGGAUGUAGUGAUUGCUUACAUAGAGUUUGUUAUAGAUAUAUUUUUUUAUUCGUUGUAGAGCUUUUUUCAACUUAGCAAAGAAAAAUAACAUUCCUCUCUGAAAGUCAGGUUCAACAUGUUGUAGUCAUUCGUGAUAGUUUUCACAAAAUAAAGUAAAGGUUGCCAUUUUGGAAAGAA